AGAGUCACCACCCCCUCAUCUCCUUGGAUGGUUCCAUAAACAGAAAUGAAAUCAGUGAAUAUUACACUUCAGUUUCUUCUCCGGAUUUUACAACCAAAGAUAAUAAGAGAACAAUUAAUCAAAACAUGAGUUGCGUUGCAGUCAGUACAUCAAGCAGUAAAUCUUUGAGUCGUGAAACUACAGAAUCCGAGAAAGUAAAUCUCAGAGACAUUAAUACGCCCAUAGAACAUAUACAGACUGAAGAUCCAUCCCCUCAUAUUAAGGAGGAAUCAGACUCACGUGAGGAAGGGAAUCUCCCAGACAAUUAUACACCCACAGAAGAUGCAGAGAUAGAAUAUCCAUCUACUCUUAUCAAAAAGAAAUUGGCUUCUUGGGAAGAAAAACGUCUUGUUGAUGCUUCAGUUUAUACAACCAAGGGAGAUACACAAGUGGACUAUACAUCAAAGUGUGAAUCCGCAUCAAAUGAAAAACUAAUUCUCAAAAACACUGAUAUUUGUAUAUGUACAGACCAUAAACAAACAGAAUGCCCACCUGACCAUAUUAAGGAAGAAUCAGCCUUACGUGAAGCCAGCACCAAAGUUUAUACAUGCACAGAAGAUAAACAGAUGGACUAUGCAUCAAAUUUCAAAUCUGUCUCACACAAAAAAGAAAUACUCAGAGACGCUAACAAUUAUACACCCACAGAACAUGCACAAACAGAGUAUCCAUCUACCCAUGUUAAAGAAGAGUCUACUUCAUAUGGAGUUGGAAAUCCCAUCCCGUUGGACCUUCUUACCCCCACUUGUCAUACUGGAAUACAAAACCGAGGAAAUGGUCAUUGUUUUGAUGGUGCUAAGUUUCCAUCUACAAAUGUAUCGCUUCUUAAACAGCACAGAGUCAACAAAAGAAGCAAACUGACCAGUUCAGAUUACAUUGGACUUGAGUGUUUUAAGCAGAAAUCACAUUUUAUGACUCAUAAGAGAGCUCCCACAGGAGAUAAGGCAUUUUCUUGUUCUGAAUGUGGGAAAUGCUUUACUCAAAUGACAACUCUUAAGAUACAUCAGAGGAUUCACACCGGAGAGAAACCAUUUACAUGUUCUGAAUGUGGAAAAUGUUUUAGUCAAAUGACAAAUCUUAAGACCCAUCAGAUGAUUCACACAGGAGUGAAACCAUUUUCAUGUUCGGAAUGUGGGAAAUGCUUUGUUCAAAAGUCAAAUUUUAAGAAGCAUAUGAAUAUUCACACAAGAAUUAAUUAUCUUGAUCAGGACAUAAACAAUAAUUUUUUGUAAACCUAAGACUUCUUACAUAUCAAAGGAUUCAUGUUGGAAAGCGGUUUUUCACUGGGUUAUUCACUAAACAUUGGAGUUUGAAUAAAAUCCUGCAGAAAUA
Pelobates fuscus (common spadefoot toad) is the source of this 1368-nucleotide messenger RNA. Its product is annotated as oocyte zinc finger protein XlCOF7.1-like. Gene Ontology annotation, molecular function: RNA polymerase II cis-regulatory region sequence-specific DNA binding; DNA-binding transcription factor activity, RNA polymerase II-specific. The record is from RefSeq and is a predicted model, not a curated record. The transcript has 2 exons. Gene Ontology annotation, biological process: regulation of transcription by RNA polymerase II. The coding region runs from base 126 to 1268 and encodes 380 amino acids. Lineage: Eukaryota; Metazoa; Chordata; Amphibia; Anura; Pelobatidae.